UUUUUCAUUUAUUGUAUAUAUUUUGCUUGUUGUUUACUCUUUGAAAAAUGCUGUCUUUUUCAUAGCCGCUUGAUUUUCCUUUCCAAUUUCUUAUUUCUUGACUGUCCUUUUUACCAAAUCAUGCAAUCCAAUUUGGCAUAAUCUCCCGACCUAACACACACUGGUGCCCUCAUCUUCUUGUUCAGGUUUGAGGGCCGUCAUUGAUUCUCUUGAAGGUGAAGUAUUUUCUUAUUUCUGGGCCAUCUUUGAGUUUGCGGUGAAGUGAGGUUUCUGGGCUUGGAAGUUUUUGUUCAAUGGGUGAAGUAGUUGGUCCUCGCUUGUAUUGCUGCUACAAAUGCAGGAAUCAUGUUUCACUUCAUGAUGACAUAAUCUCUAAGGCAUUUCAGGGAAGACAUGGCAGAGCCUUUUUAUUCUCCCAUGCCAUGAACAUUGUUGUCGGUGUCAAGGAGGACAGGCAUCUUAUGACUGGUCUCCACACAGUUGCUGAUAUCUCUUGUGCGGAUUGCAAUGAGGUGUUGGGGUGGAAGUACGAACGUGCUUAUGAGGCAUCACAGAAAUACAAAGAGGGUAAAUUCAUAUUUGAAAAGUCGAAAAUUGUUAAGGAGAACUGGUAGUACUGUGUGGUAAGCUGAUGGGAUCGUGUCUGAUAAAGCAAUAUAAAUUCACCCCGCAUGUGGGAGUUUAUUCAUUCAAGUGUGCAUUCUGUACAGCAGUUGUCCAAAUUUUAAGAUUUGUUGGAUUAAAGACUUUGGUUCUGUCUUGAUAUCUUACAUUUGCAAGUUUAUUGAACAAGUUGUCUCUUUGUUAACCAUA
This is a messenger RNA of Sesamum indicum (sesame), 813 nucleotides long. RefSeq names its product Yippee family putative zinc-binding protein. The record is from RefSeq and is a predicted model, not a curated record. Lineage: Eukaryota; Viridiplantae; Streptophyta; Magnoliopsida; Lamiales; Pedaliaceae.